Messenger RNA from Colias croceus (clouded yellow), 1135 nucleotides. RefSeq lists its product as uncharacterized. The record is from RefSeq and is a predicted model, not a curated record. The transcript has 7 exons. The coding region runs from base 108 to 1088 and encodes 326 amino acids. Lineage: Eukaryota; Metazoa; Arthropoda; Insecta; Lepidoptera; Pieridae.
AUUAAUAAAAUAAACAAAGUUUACGAAACUAUUAUAAGCGUUUAUAAAUAUUGCUUACGAUAAUAGGGCAAAGAUAUACCGUAAAUAAAAGAAAAGCCUAUUUAAUUAUGAUUAACCAGAAACAGUUAAAAAUAACGAAGCUUUUUCGUAAAGGCGCUACAAAAGUGCCCGAAGAUUGUGAAGAAAUUCAGCAAAGAAUACAAGAAUUAGAGGAGAAAUUACGUUCUAAACAAGAAGAAUUGUUUCAAAUACAGCGUCAUGCAUUUAAACGCAAAGCAUCUCCACCCAAACCAAAGAAAGAUGCGUUCGUGAAACCUCACAAAAUAGGUAUAAACACAGCGGUGGAGACUAUGAAGCGAAAUAUAGAACUAAUGUCACUACUUACUGGUGUGGAGAUCCAGUCCUAUGUGAUGCAUGAACACUGCUGCAUUGUGUACCACAUGCAACACCCCUCCGAGCAUCAGAUCAAACACGGACUGAGAAUUGAAAUGAAAUCAGGUGGCAAGGAAGUAACAAAUAGUUCUCUACCAAUAGGAUUCAAUUUAGACGCAAUAAUAAAAGAAUAUAAUAAUGUGAUGAUGCCAGAUUGUCUGAAUGCAAUAAAGAAAGCCUUACUCGCAUAUUAUGAUAGAUUGGAGCAGUAUGAAGCAUUGAAGAAUCUACUCAAAGUGGACGGCAAACUAUUCAAGACGCUAGACAGUUCACACAUGGAGAUAGCGUUCUUUGCUCAGAGUGACGCUGAGGAGCAAGAUGAACAGCUUCCCGUCACUCUAAUAUUGGACUAUAGAGUGUGCGAUAUUAGACCAAAGAGUAUAUCCUUCAAAGAAGUUGAUCUACCUGAAGAUGUAUCGGAAACCCUUAGAGAGCAGUGUAUAACUCUUUACAAGAAACCGCUUCAUAGAGCAUUUAAAGAUAUAUUUGUAAAUGGCGUUGGAACUUAUAGAUUGGUACAACAGCUCGGCCCGCGCAGAGAAACGGUACAAGUGAGAAACAAAAGAUUCCGACCAAAUAAACGUAAUUAUAACAACGAUGAUACUUUCCUACCGGAGGACUGCUCGGAUCAAGGCGAAGAAGAGUGUGUAGAAUGACAUAAAAUAAUGUAUAUUUUAAUAACAAUAAAGUAUUUUUUUGAGAA